This is a messenger RNA of Leopardus geoffroyi (Geoffroy's cat), 2200 nucleotides long. RefSeq names its product nuclear cap binding protein subunit 2 (gene NCBP2). Gene Ontology annotation, molecular function: RNA cap binding. Gene Ontology annotation, cellular component: nuclear cap binding complex. The transcript is spliced from 5 exons. The coding region runs from base 30 to 500 and encodes 156 amino acids. NCBI's taxonomy places the organism in Eukaryota, Metazoa, Chordata, Mammalia, Carnivora, Felidae. The record is from RefSeq and is a predicted model, not a curated record. Gene Ontology annotation, biological process: mRNA cis splicing, via spliceosome.
GGCGGCGUCUUCGUCUACCUCUCUGCACUAUGUCCGGCGGCCUUCUGAAGGCGCUGCGCAGCGACUCCUACGUGGAGCUGAGCCAGUACCGGGACCAGCACUUCCGGGGUGACAAUGAAGAACAGGAAAAAUUACUGAAGAAGAGCUGUACGUUGUAUGUCGGAAAUCUUUCCUUUUACACAACUGAAGAACAAAUCUAUGAACUUUUCAGUAAAAGUGGCGACAUAAAGAAAAUCAUUAUGGGCCUGGAUAAGAUGAAGAAGACAGCAUGUGGGUUCUGCUUUGUGGAAUACUAUUCAAGAGCAGAUGCAGAAAAUGCCAUGAGGUACAUAAAUGGAACUCGUCUGGAUGACCGGAUCAUUCGCACAGACUGGGACGCAGGCUUUAAGGAGGGCAGGCAGUAUGGCCGUGGGCGAUCUGGGGGCCAGGUACGAGAUGAGUAUCGUCAGGACUAUGACGCUGGGAGAGGAGGCUAUGGAAAACUGGCCCAAAACCAAUGAUAAACAUGGAUUUCUAAUGCAGCAGAAAGGUCCUGUGCGGAUGUUCAAGGAGAACCCUAGAGGACAAUGUCUUAUUGAUACACACAUCUCACUGGGACCAGAAGUAAAACUGCAUUCAAAUAGCAUUAUCAUAAACCAAGCCCUACUACAUCUCAUCCUUUUAACUACCCUAUGUUAGACAGCAUCCCUACUUUACCAAUGGAGGUAGGAAGCUUAGGGAGGUUAAGUAACUUUCCCAAGAACCCUUAAGUAGCAUAUGGCAGAGUAAGAUUCUGAUUAUAGGUUAUAUGACCACAGAAAGUUAACCAUUAACUAUUAACCUAUGCUGCCUCCAAAGCAGGAGAUACCUAUUAUCUUUUCUCUACAAAAGCAACUUGUUCUUCACUGCAUCUUUUCCUUUUAAUACCCCCUGGCCAAGAAUUACCCAGAAAAUGGCUUCUUAAGAUGAGAAUUAAACCCAUUAUUUUUUACCCACUUGCAUUCACAAACUAAUGAACCAAAAAGGAAAAAUGCAUUUGGUAUAGUACUAAAACUUCAAUGUGACCAAGAAAGAAAUGAUAAAAUGUUAGGGGAAAAAGAAAACAAAAACUAGAAUUCAAAUUAUAGUCCAUCUGCCAGCACAAAAGGUAGUAACAAAAGGUAGUAACUCUUCCUCCCUGGCUGCUAGAAGCUCAGCCAUCAUGAACAACACAACAGUAACUGUUGGGACCAGCAAGUUCAUGACCAGUCCACUAUUUCAGCAGAAACAAGUGGUCACUGAUGUUCUUCAUCUGGAAAAGGCAAAAGUACCUACGUCAGAAAUUCGGGGAAAAAUAGCCAAAAUGUACAAGACCACAUCAGAUGUCAUCUUUGUAUUUGGAUACAGAACCCAUUUUGGUGGUGGCAAGGCGACUGGCUUUGGCAUGAUUUAUGAGUCCUUGGAUUAUGCAAAGAAAAACGAACCCACAGUCUUGUAAGACGGCCUGUAUGAAAAGAAAAAGACCUCAAGAAAACAACAAAAGAACACAAGAACAGAAUGCAGAAAGUCAGGGGGACUGCAAAAGCCAAUGUUGGUGCCAGCAAAAAGGAGUAAAGAUUCUACAGUGACUUUAUCUGUGGUGAUUGUGCAGAUAAAUACUGCAGAAAUCCUUCAUGAGAGGAUUAAUAAACUAAGAAUUAAAAAAAAAAACCCACAAAAGGAAAUAAUAUGAAAAACAAAACCUGAAGUGUUAUUUCAGAAGUUAAAUUGCUCAUCUUAAACCAAAUGUGCUGGAUAGUUUUUUCUAAAGGCAAUUGACAGGUCACAUCCCACCAUGAAUGUGGAAUGAGGUUGUGUUGUGCAUACAAGAAAUGGAACCAUUUGCUUCUUCAACAAAAUACAAUACACAUGUCAGAAAGGUCCCAUCAAAAAUAAGGAAGGCAUGGGGCAUCUGGCUGGCUCAGUGGGGCAUGCCACUCUUGAUCUUAGGGUUGUAGGUUCGAGCCCAACAUUGGAUGCAGAGAUUACUUAAAACAAAAUUUUAAUGACAAAAUAAGGCAUGAAAUAGCUAAGACUAAACUUAAGAAAUGUGCAAGCCUAAGUGAAAAGCACAAAAUUCUGGUGAAAGGACAUAGGUCAAUAAAUGGAGUAAUUCUUUGUUUUUAGACAGGAAAACUCAGUAUUAUAAUAAAUGUAAUUUCCCCUUAGUCUAUAAAUGUGAUGCAAUACCAAUCAAAGCCAU